CGACGAUGGAGGCAAGCGCGAUCCGACACAGCAACCACCCUGUCCCGUUCUCGCGCCCGGCGUCGUCGGCUAGCCAUCACCCGCGCCAGAUAGGCUUCAUCGGGCUCGGGAACAUGGGCUACUUCAUGGCGAGGAACCUCGCGCGAUCGGCGCAUAGCAGGCCGCCCGGUUCGCCACCGCUCGUGGUGUGGAACCGGACCGAGGCGCGGGCGUACAAGCUGCGCGACGAGCUGGGCGAGAACAGGGUCAGGGUGGCGGACAGCGCGGAGGAGCUAGUGCGAGAGUGCGAGAUCGUGAUCACCAACCUGCCGAACGACGAGGCGGUGAAAUCGGUCUACGGAUCGUUUGCGGCUGUUCUCGAGGAGGCCGGGUCGUCCUCAGGCAAGAUCUUCGUGGAAACGAGCACGACGUAUCCCACGACGGCCAGCGAUUUGGAGGCGCUCCUCUCCGCGCUGCCGCGCGCACAUGCGAGUCUGGUGACGUGCCCCGUGUUUGGCCUGCCUCCGGUCGCCGACCGGGCGCAGCUCCUCGUGGCCGUGAGCGGGCCGUAUGGCGCGCGCAAGGAGGUUGCACACCUGAUCGUGCCCGCCAUGGCGCGCAAGGUGAUCGACCUUGGCGAGAAUCCGGAGAAAGCGCCGACGUCGAAGCUGGUGGCGAACUCGAUGGUGAUGGGCAUGGCCGAGGUCAUGGCGGAGGCGUUCACCAUGGCGGAAAAGACCGGGAUCGGCGCUGGGACUGUGUAUGAUCUGGUGAAAGAAGUGCUUCCUGCUCCGCCGAUGAUCAUGUACGGCGAGAAGAUGCUGCACGACCGGUUCGACGGCACGAAGGGAUUCGCAAUCGACGGAGGGAUCAAAGACUCUUCAUACAUUCGGAACCUGGCGGCUCAGCACGGUGCUCCGAUGGCUGCCAUCGACGUGUCGCAUAAUCAUUUCCUCACCGCGAGGAGCGUGCACGCGGCGGCGACGCGGCAGGGCGGAACACCGUGGGAAGUGCUGGACGCGAGCGCGAUCGUGGUUGGAUCGCGCGUUGGGGCAGGCUUGGACGCGUUCAAGGGGUUGUCAGAUACCGCCAUGGUGCUUCGGGAGGACCAGGGUGCUCUCUAA
Punctularia strigosozonata HHB-11173 SS5 is the source of this 1103-nucleotide messenger RNA. RefSeq names its product NAD(P)-binding protein. Gene Ontology annotation, molecular function: NADP binding; oxidoreductase activity, acting on the CH-OH group of donors, NAD or NADP as acceptor; NAD binding. The record is from RefSeq and is a predicted model, not a curated record. The coding region runs from base 6 to 1103 and encodes 365 amino acids. The transcript is spliced from 9 exons. Lineage: Eukaryota; Fungi; Basidiomycota; Agaricomycetes; Corticiales; Punctulariaceae.